AUGCGACACAGCCUUAACAAUGUGUUCCCUUCUGCUGGAUCUCCUGUAGGAAGUUGGUGUGUUGGUGUCCACUCCCCAAUGUUAUCUACGCAUUGCUCCUCAGCCUACUCUGGAGGCUUCAGUGGUUCAUUAACCACUCAUGGUGGGUCAAGAAGAGUUCCACAAACCACUUCUGGACAAAGAUUUGGAAGUGUGUUUGGUGAUUACAGCCAUGAAGUGGGCCUUUCUGGUUGGAAAAAUGAUGUAGGGUUCCAUAUAAAUGCAAAGGAAACAAUGCAGCUCCUCAAUGAUCGAUUGGCUUCUUACUUGGAGGAGGUGUCAUGCCUGGAAGAGGAAAACAGAGAUUUGGAGAGAAAAAUAAAAGCCUGGUAUGAAAAGCAUACUCCACAAGCUGCACCUGACUACGGCAAGUACUUCAGCACUAUUGAUGAACUCCAAACAAAGAUUGCUGAUGCUAACAUUGAAAAUCCCAGUCUUGUUUUGCUGAUAGACAAUGCCCGUCUGGCAGGAGAAGAUUUGCAAAUCAAAUACAAUAUGGAGUUGAGCCAACGCAACACUGUGGACGCAGAUGUAAGCAGUCUACGCAGGGGUCUUGAUGUUUUUACUUUGGAAAAAUGUGACCUGGAACGUCACUUUGAAGACCUCAAGGAGGAAAUAUUACAUUUGAAGAAGAAUCACGAAGAGGAAGUGACUCGCCUUCGUGCUCAGCUCGGUGCCAGAGUUAAUGUGGAAGUCAAUGCUGCGCCUGCAGUUAACCUCAACAAAGUUUUAACAGAAAUUCGAGAAGAGUAUGAAAAGUUGAUGGAACGGAAUAUAAAUGAUGUGGAGAACUGGUUUAUCAGUCAGAGUGAAGAACUAGAUAGUCAAGUGCUUCACAGAACUGAAAAUUUAGAAUCCAUGAAAAGUGAGACCAUUGAGUUGCGCCAUACAGUGCAAACCCUAGAGAUCGACCUACAAACCCAGCUUAGCACAAAUUGUGCCCUCCAGGACACUUUGACAGAGACAGAGACCAUCUACAGAUCCCAACUCUCCCAGUUACAAGGUUUUAUUGACAGUAUUGAAGACGAGCUUGGGCAGUUUAGAUGGGACUUGGCACGUCAACAUCAUGAGUACAAGAUUCUAAUGGAUGUCAAGACUCGUCUGGAGAUGGAAAUUGCCACUUAUCAACGUCUUCUGGAAGGGGAAGACAUUUAUGUUCCCUCAUCCCAUUACUCAGAAAACAAAGACUCUCGCAGUGGAUUGAAAAUAUUUUCCAUCACAGAAGAGUUUGAAAAUGGUAAAAUUGUGUCAACUUGCGAGCAAAUCCACCAUAUUAAGAGAUGA
Molecule: messenger RNA, 1323 nt
Organism: Pelobates fuscus (common spadefoot toad)
Lineage: Eukaryota; Metazoa; Chordata; Amphibia; Anura; Pelobatidae
Product: keratin, type I cytoskeletal 19-like
Exons: 8
Coding region: 1-1323 (440 amino acids)
Biological process (GO): epithelial cell differentiation; intermediate filament organization
Cellular component (GO): cytoskeleton
Molecular function (GO): structural molecule activity
Source: RefSeq, a predicted model, not a curated record